GAACCCUAGCUUCCCAAAAUCUCAUUUCUUCCUUUUGCCGCCGACCAUCUCUAAGAUUUCACAAAAUUCUUCUUAUCCAUUCAAAGUUUGGAUAGCCCACAACAACACAAGAAGAGAUUUUCGGAUUUGAAGUUCUUAUCAAGAGUCGCAGAGGAUUUUCGAAGUCGAUUCAAAUUGGGAAUCCUAAUAUUUUAAAGGUAAUUAAUUAUUCUACACAUGGAUUCUUUGGAGAAAAAGAACAGUAAGGGAAAAAGGGUGAAUUUAGAGUUAGAAUGUCCGCCAUUAUCCAAGAAGAACAAGUCACACAAGGAUGGAUUCUCUGUACAGACCAAAAGACCUUGUGUAAAAGACUUGGUUGCUGCUUGGAAUAGUCUGAGUAAUCUUGACAAAGAAGCUCAAAAUAAUGAAGAACUGAUGAAGGAAAAAUUGGCGUUAAUGCAAACACGACAAUUUUAUCAAAGUGAGAAGAUAGGAGGAUUGGAAGUAGAGGUAAGAAGCUUAGAGGGACAGUUGGGUGAGGUAUUAGCUACAAUUGAUCAAUUAAAGAGAGAAGGAGGAAAGGUGCUCUAUUUGGUCAAUGGAAUCUACUUUGAGGCGAUGAAGGUUGAGCGUACUAUUCCACCAAAUCAGCAUGAUGCAGCUUCAAAUUUUGUGGAAAGGCUUUCAAGGAGGAUAAGGGAUUAUUGUGAACAUGAACUUGAAACAAUAGAGUAUUGGAGAAACAAAGAAAAGUGAAAGUUUAUGAUUGUUAUC
Molecule: messenger RNA, 753 nt
Organism: Rubroshorea leprosula
Lineage: Eukaryota; Viridiplantae; Streptophyta; Magnoliopsida; Malvales; Dipterocarpaceae
Source: the annotation of a GenBank genome assembly